AUGACUGGCCGGAAAGGCCGGGUGGUGCGCAGACCCGAUGGCUCCAUCAAGUACGAGUCCCGGGCCGAGCAGGGCCUCUCCAUAGACCACGUGAGAUCUUGUCCGGCGGCUAAGCGGCAUCCUCUGACCCCCAUCAAGUGGGCUUCUUCUGCCACCGCCGAGUGCCCCCUGGGGCAUGUGGGCGAUCAUUCAGCCCCGUCAGGCCUACGACCAGGAGCGGGCUGCACUCAGCUCUGCACGUGGCUCUUUCCCAGCGGCUAUUUCCGGGAGACGAUCCGCCAGGACAUCCGCAAGGCCCGGGAGAUGUACAGCGGCGAGCAGCUGAGCCGGGAGCUGGCAAACAUCCAGCAGCGCCUGGACAGCGUGGAGCUCCUCAGCCUGGACAUCGUCAUGAACCUCUUGCUGUCCUAUCGGGAUGUGCAGGAGCAGAGCUUGGCCCCGGCUCUCUCUGAUGCGCCUCACUGUGCUAUGGCUGAGUGCGUGCAAUGUCUGGACAGGCGGAACCAGCCCGGGGACCGGGAUAAGGCCCUCUCCGUGCUCCUGCCAGUAGUGGAGCAGCCGGAAGGGGCAGCGCCCGACCUGUACUGCAUGUGCGGCCGCAUCUACAAGGACAUGUUCAUCAGCUCCGGCUUCACGGACACGGAGAAAAGGGACCGGGCUUAUUACUGGUGAGAGCCAGCGUGUUUGAACUCCCCAGGUACAUGCCUCCACUCUGGGAUUAACGCUGCCGUCCUACUCAUGGCAGCCGGGCACCAGUUUGAAAGCUCCGUGCAGCUCCGGCAGAUAGGUGUGAAGCUGAGCUGCUUGUUGGGCCAGAAGGGCAGCGUGGAGAAGAUGCAGCACUACUGGGACGUGGGCUUCUACCUGGGCGCCUGGAUCCUGGCCAACGACCCCAGCAAGGUCAUCCGGGCCUCGGAGAAGCUCUACAAGCUCGAUGCCCCCAUCUGGUACUUGGCCUCUGUCAUGGAGACCUUCCUCUUGUACAAACACUUCAAGACCUGCCUGGAGAGCACGGCGCCCAAGCAGGAGCAGGCUGACUUCUGGAUGGGCUUCCUGCUGGCGUCCUGCCAGCCCUUCGUCUCCACGGAGCACUGCCCGGUGCUGAUUCUGGAGCUGACCAAAGUCCUGCAGCCCGCCCAGCUGAUCGUGUGCCACGGCCAGGCUGAAAAGUCGGUGACGCUGUGCCAUGCCUGCCCCGUGGAGGAGAGAGGGAUCUCCAGCUGGACCUUUCCGGCGUCCUCCAUCCGUGGAAUCAGGGCGGGCAGCCAGGCAGGGAGCUGCUGUGGGAGGCCGGAGCCGGAAGAGGGGCAGCUAUCAGGUGAUGCCCUCUCUGGCUUGGGCCCUGCCCCAUACGUGGCAUUGCUGCGUCUGCCUGGGGGCAGGUGCAUGGCUCAGCGCUCACCCUGGGAGCCCCCCCAGAGGGCCAGGCAGCGGGGCCGUGCCCAGGCAAGCUCUCCCUUCUCUGGCGGCAGGUUCUGCGAGCUGAUUCACUCCUUCGUGGCAGAGCUGACACCGGGGGGCGAGGAGGUGGGUGCCAGCUUGGAUGAGGAGCUGGAGUACGACUACGAGUACACGGAGACCGGCGACAGGGUCAUCCUAGGCAAGGGGACCUAUGGGAUCGUCUACGCCGGGCGGGACCUCAGCAACCAGGUGCGCAUCGCCAUCAAGGAGAUCCCGGAGCGGGACAGCAGGUACUCGCAGCCCCUGCACGAGGAGAUCGCCCUGCACAAGCGCCUGCAGCACCGGAACAUCGUCCAGUACCUGGGCUCCGUCAGCCAGGACGGCUUCAUCAAGAUCUUCAUGGAGGAGGUGCCGGGAGGGAGCCUCUCGUCCCUCCUGCGCUCCAAGUGGGGGCCCCUGAAGGACAACGAGCCCACCAUCGUGUUCUACACCAAGCAGAUCCUGGAGGGGCUGCGCUACCUGCACGACAACCAGAUCGUGCACCGGGACAUCAAGGGAGACAACGUCCUGAUCAACACCUACAGCGGGGUGCUGAAGAUCUCUGACUUCGGGACCUCCAAGAGGCUGGCUGGGAUGAGCCCCAGCGCGGAGACCUUCACAGGCACCCUGCAGUACAUGGCCCCGGAGAUCAUCGACCAGGGCCCGCGAGGCUACGGGAAGCCGGCCGAUAUCUGGUCCCUGGGCUGCACCCUCAUUGAGAUGGCCACGGGCAACCCCCCAUUCUUCGAGCUGGGCAGCCCUCGGGCCGCCAUGUUCAAGGCCUCCAGGACGGCUGCCAAGGCAGACAGUGGCCCACUGGCCCGCAGCUCCAGCGAGGUGGUGCAGAGACGCAGCUACCUGGGGUAUGGCUUCCCUUCUGGGGCUCGGGAGGAGGCUGUGGGUCUCCGGCCAGGUGUCCGCCGGCAGCUCGGCCAGGACCUGCUGGAGCUCCAGGCCCUGCUGCAGGUGGACUGCCUGAGCCUUCACCACGUGCAGGUGCCGCUCUUCAGCUUCCAGGACACGGGGACCAAUCGGAGUCCUCUGGGAUGCUGCUACGGUGGCUCUCGUCUAUGGGGAAGGAAGCAGGAGGCUCCUGGCCAGGCCCAGCGCUCUCCACCCCCCUCAGCUGGCAAGUCCCAUGGAGCUCUGUGCCUGAGGCUGCCGGGCAUGGCCCUCUCUGGCUGCAGCGGGGAGACUUGCCCCAGGAAGCCAGGGGCACCUGCCUGGGCACAAGGGCAUAUAGCCCCAGGGGAAGAGAGGCAGCCAGAUGCUUCUGCUCGUCCCAGUGCCGCUGCCUUCCCCACAGGGCAGCUGGGGGGCAGCACAGACCCCUGGGGUCCCAGUGCCUGCAGGCAGCCCUCGUGCUCGCUGCCCUCUGCCCGCCAUCCCUAUCCCAGGGCAGCCACCUCCCCGCUCACCUUGCUUCUCCUGGCACGCCCAGAACUCCGGGUGAAGCCGCAGCAGCGCCUGAGCCAAGCCCACGAAGGGGGCAGCGAAGAGGAGGAGGAGGAAGAGCCGGAGGCACAGGGAACGUCUCCUUCCCAGAGCCAGCCCAGUGUGGGGAGGGGCAGCGAGGAGACCUCAAGCUCUGGUAUCGGCACCAGCACCCAGCAGGGCUUCCAUCCCCCCCUGGCGAACUCCCUGCCACUCCUGGUGGAGCUCAGCCACCUCCGCGCAGAGACGGGCAGGCUGCUGGCGGUGCUGCUGGAGAAGGAACAGGAGUGGCAGAGGCAGCUGCACAGGGCGCUCCGAGCCAUGGAACGGGAUGCCAGGGUUCUGCGAGGAUCCAAGCCCCUAGCCUUGGCCCCCCACCCCCAAGGGCAGCAGCAGGGGGUGGCUCCUGCCAUCGCUCUGCUGGGCACGGUGACCCGGAGCAGCCUCACGCCCACAGCUCUGCCUGACCCUGGGCCCACGGCUCAUAGCAAUGGGGGCAAAGGGGACCGUCGAGCCUGCCCAUUGCGCUCGUGA
This is a messenger RNA of Pelodiscus sinensis (Chinese soft-shelled turtle), 3408 nucleotides long. The record is from RefSeq and is a predicted model, not a curated record. NCBI's taxonomy places the organism in Eukaryota, Metazoa, Chordata, Testudines, Trionychidae.